This is a messenger RNA of Colletotrichum abscissum, 561 nucleotides long. RefSeq names its product FeS cluster assembly scaffold IscU. Gene Ontology annotation, molecular function: ferrous iron binding; 2 iron, 2 sulfur cluster binding. The transcript is spliced from 5 exons. Gene Ontology annotation, cellular component: cytoplasm; mitochondrial matrix. Gene Ontology annotation, biological process: intracellular iron ion homeostasis; iron-sulfur cluster assembly. The record is from RefSeq and is a predicted model, not a curated record. Lineage: Eukaryota; Fungi; Ascomycota; Sordariomycetes; Glomerellales; Glomerellaceae. The coding region runs from base 1 to 561 and encodes 186 amino acids.
AUGUUCUCCAGAUCUCUCCGCGUCGCCUCUCGCAGGGUCCUUGCGACCUCUGUCCGCCCUUCUGCCAUGCCCGCUCGUCAGCUUGCACCUGCUGCCACUGUCGGCGCCACGAGGGGAUACCACGAGAAGGUCCUUGACCACUACUCGCGUCCCCGUAACGUCGGCUCAAUGCCCAAGGGCGACCAGGACGUCGGUCAGGGUCUCGUCGGUGCUCCUGCUUGCGGCGAUGUCAUGAAGCUCAACAUCCGUGUCGACCCCAAGACCAAUGUCAUCUCCGACGUCAAGUUCAAGACCUUCGGCUGCGGAUCCGCCAUCGCUUCCUCCAGCUACCUUACCGAGCUUGUCCGGGGCAUGACCUUGGAGCAGGCCGGCCGCGUCAAGAACACCGAGAUUGCCCAGGAGCUCAAGCUUCCCCCCGUCAAGCUCCACUGCAGCAUGCUUGCCGAGGACGCCAUCAAGGCCGCCAUUUCCGACUACUACACCAAGAACCCCAACGCGAAGCCCACCAACCUGGCCGGCACCGAGGCCAAGGCCGAGUCCGCCGCCUCCGCUUCCGCAUAA